This is a messenger RNA of Trichoderma virens Gv29-8, 837 nucleotides long. RefSeq lists its product as uncharacterized. The transcript has 2 exons. Bases 1 to 837 code for a protein of 278 amino acids. The record is from RefSeq and is a predicted model, not a curated record. Lineage: Eukaryota; Fungi; Ascomycota; Sordariomycetes; Hypocreales; Hypocreaceae.
AUGGUUCAUGUCAGUUGUCGCUCACUGGCGUACUGCAAUCCAAUAAGCACAAACAACAGCCCGCGACUCAUUAUUAUAUGCACUUGGCUGGGCGGUGCAACGCCGCAUCGUAUCAGGAAAUAUCUAGACGGAUACUCGUCUUUGUAUCCUAGCUCAUCAAUCUUGCUAAUCACCGCACGGUUCCUCGAAAUAGCUGCUCUCCCAUUUAGCGUAUUGCAUGCACGUCUAGCCCCAGCUCGAAAUGCCGUGAUAAAACAUAUCGAGACAGAGACAGAACAGCCUUCGAUUCUGUGGCACAUCUUCUCGCAUGGGGGAUGCAACACUGCUAUACAGAUGGCUCUUAGCUUACACCACCAGCGUAGCGAUAUAGAUCUUUCCAAGCAUAUCGGACUGUUGGUCUUGGAUUGUUGUCCGGGAGACGCUUCAUUCGAGAAUGCGUACAGGGCCGCAGCUUAUUCUCUGCCAAGUGCCUUUCCCGCUCGCGUUGUGGGCCAAACCCUGCUUUAUCCAACCGUGGCGAUAAUCAAUGGCCUUCAAAGCGCGGGUCUGAUGAGAUCGGUGAAGCACUUGCGGGCUCAUCUAAACGACACAGCUGUACUGGGAACCGCAAGGAGGCUUUACCUGUAUUCCAAAGCAGACCAAGUAGUGAGAUGGGAGGACGUGGAGGCUCACAUUGAGAACGCAAGGACGCAACGAAGCCUCCGUGCGCAAGGAGUUGCAUUUCACGGCAGUCCUCAUUGUGCCCUGGUACGGGAUCAUAGUCAUGAGUACUGGCAAACGAUUGCCUCACACUGGGAUGCUCCAGAAGCUGGGAAGUCUCCGGGGCCCAAGCUUUGA